AUGAGCACAACCUUCUUCCCACCUGCUACUCACAUCGACUGCACUUCCUGCUUCACGCCUGUGAAUAAGAUUCUCCCGAGUGUGCAACUUGCUUUUGCUUCUGAGGUCCUCAAAAUGGCGCCAGAACCCAUGGAUCUAUCAACUCCCAUGAAGGAGGAGAACGAGGCUGGUGACAUCCAGACCCCAACUCCCACUCCUACCCCGCGCAAGCGCGGUCGUCCAGCAAAGGCCACGACCAGCGCUGUCAGAACCCCAAACUUCCCAACUAAGGGUACUACUCCCAAGGACACUGCCACCGAAGGUGAUGGUGAAGGUGAUACCAACAACGAAGUGUCCCCAAGCAAGAAAAACAAAGUCAAGACCAAUGCCAAGAAGGCCAUGGGUCCCAUUCCGACCUCCUACGAGGCGAUUGGCGAAUCUGACCGGUUGAUCCUGCGCAUGAGAGACGAGGAGGGUUGCGCGUGGCCGGAUAUCACUGCCGCGUGGAUGGCCAUAACUGGCAUCACGGUGGGAAAAACGACCCUGAGAAUGAGAUACUGCACAAUGAAGAAUAACUUCGUCUCGGUGGAUACUGAGGAUGAGCCCCGUCUCCUGAAGGCCAAAACCGAAGUCGAAGAGCGUUUCGAAGUCGAGAAAUGGGCCAAAAUCGCCGACCAAAUCGUCUCCGACGGCGGCAAGAAAUACCCUCCCGCAACCCUGCAGAAGAAGUUUAAGGCGAUGACGAGCGUGGCCAAGGCUGGUGCUGCUGCUGCUUCCCCUGCCCGUGGAUCCCUUUUUAAUAAACCUACCUUGGCUGGCGCUGGUAAGGCCAACGUUAAUAUCGGUGUCGAGGAUGAGGAAGCAUGA
This is a messenger RNA of Aspergillus affinis, 846 nucleotides long. RefSeq lists its product as uncharacterized. Bases 1 to 846 code for a protein of 281 amino acids. The transcript is spliced from 2 exons. The record is from RefSeq and is a predicted model, not a curated record. NCBI's taxonomy places the organism in Eukaryota, Fungi, Ascomycota, Eurotiomycetes, Eurotiales, Aspergillaceae.